Messenger RNA from Daphnia carinata, 2055 nucleotides. Its product is annotated as leukotriene A-4 hydrolase-like. Gene Ontology annotation, biological process: proteolysis; peptide catabolic process. The transcript has 15 exons. Gene Ontology annotation, cellular component: cytosol. NCBI's taxonomy places the organism in Eukaryota, Metazoa, Arthropoda, Branchiopoda, Diplostraca, Daphniidae. Gene Ontology annotation, molecular function: aminopeptidase activity; epoxide hydrolase activity; zinc ion binding. The record is from RefSeq and is a predicted model, not a curated record. The coding region runs from base 136 to 1992 and encodes 618 amino acids.
AGUGAUGACAGUAGUCAACCUUGGUAACGUGAGAUAACGUGUUCGUUACAUUGCGUCGGAAAUCAGCUCCAACGAAAUCUAUCCCCAAGAGAGUAAAUCUAUAUUCUAUCAAAUUUGUUUUGUCAUUCAACACAAAUGACAGCUGAAAGAUUAAGUCCGGGAGACCCAAACUCAUUUUCAAGGCCAGAUGAGGUUAAAGUAACCCACAUGGACCUUGUGUUGGAUGUGAGUUUUGAUACAAAGACAAUAUCAGGUCAUGUAGUACUAUCAGUUGAAAAAGUAAAUGUUGAAGCAAAAAUAUUGAUUCUUGACAGUCGAGACUUGACAAUAUCUAUGGUUCAGGACUUUGAUACUAAGCAGCCAUUAAAGUUUGAACUUGCCACAAGCUCCACAACUUUUGGGGAGAAACUGGAAAUUCAUCUCCCAGACAGUCCAAACUUCAAGUUCAAAAUAUCAGUACAUUAUACUACUUCAUCAAAAUCUACUGCCUUACAGUGGCUCAGCCCAGAACAAACUUUGGGGAAAAAACAUCCUUUUCUUUUUAGCCAGUGCCAGGCCAUUCAUUGCCGCUCAUUGAUACCUUGCCAAGAUACACCAAGCAAUAAAGUUACCUACGAAGCCAAAAUAACGGCGCCACAUGACCUAACUGUAUUGAUGAGCGCCAUUCGCCAGGGAGAGCCGGUCAAAACUGAUGAUAAAAAAAUCCACAAAUUUCAUCAGCCGGUGCUCAUCCCAUCAUAUCUAUUGGCCAUCGUUGUUGGAGAUUUACAAUCCCGUCAGAUAGGCCCGCGGUCUCACGUUUGGUCCGAACCCGCUUUGCUGGAUAAGGCUGCUUACGAGUUUGCGGAAACAGAGGCUCAGCUGAGCGCUGCUGAAGAUGUUUGUGGACCGUAUGUGUGGGGAGUGUACGAUUUGCUCGUGUUACCUCCUUCAUUUCCGUUUGGGGGCAUGGAAAAUCCUUGUUUGACUUUUGUCACACCGACUUUGAUAGCAGGAGACCGUUCGCUUGUAGAUGUUAUUGCACACGAAAUUGCACAUAGUUGGACUGGAAACUUGGUCACUAAUAGCAACUUCGAACACUUUUGGCUGAACGAAGGUUUUACUGUUUUCGUUGAGCGGAAAAUCGCAGGUCGUCUUCAUGGCGAAGCUUCUCGCCAUUUUGCAGCCAUUGGCGGAAAAACAUAUUUAGCCGAUACGAUUGAAUCGAUGGGAGCAUCGAACCCUUUGACAUCCUUGAUGCCAGAUCUUACUGGCAUCGACCCUGACGAUUCAUUCUCGACAGUUCCUUAUGAAAAGGGACAAGCAUUUCUCUGGUAUCUGGAAGAGUUAGUCGGUGGUCCAGGCGAGUUUGAUCCUUUUCUGAAAUCGUACAUCGCCAAUUUUCAAUACCGUUCAAUCGAAACGAACGAUUUCGUUCAGUAUCUUAAACAUUAUUUCCAAAAUACUGCAGCCGCCGACAAACUUGAAAAAGUAGAUUGGCAAACUUGGUUUCACUCUCCUGGAAUGCCGCCAACAUUUGUCAACUAUGAUGACAGUUUAGCCGUACCUUGCAAAGCCCUCUGUCAGCAGUGGAGUGAUUGGAAUAACAAGGGUUGUCCCGAACCUGUCUGCAUGUCGCCUGAGGAUUUGAAAACAUUGUCUCCGUCACAAAUUCAAGAAUUCUUGGCCCAGUUGUUGCUCGGACCACCGCUGUCAUGCAAAACUGUCGAAAAAAUGCAACAAAUUUAUGGUCUGGACAGCGUCCAGAAUGCGGAAAUCAAAUUUAGGUGGUUACGUCUCUGUCUGAGAGCGCAGUACAAAGAAUCGAUUCCUUUGGCGGUCCAGUUUGCAACUUCACAAGGACGAAUGAAGUAUUGCCGACCGAUUUUUAGGGAUUUGUAUAACUGGGAAGAUGCCCGGCCGUCGGCAUUGGAAGCCUAUGAUAAAGUGAAGGACCAAUGGAUGUACGUUUGUGCUUAUACAGUGGGAAAAGACCUUCAUGUAAUCCAGUGAUUUUACUUCGUCAAUGGUCUAAAUGGCAAUUGAAGCAAUGGUAAUAAAACAAACAAAAAAGAA